AUGGAUUCCAGCCCUGUCAAUUGGGAGGCCUUGGAUUCUCUGGUCAUGGACUUCGCCAAAUCCGAUAACCUAGUUGAAGAUCUCCCGUCCUCCCCUGCCUCCCCGUCCUCCUCCUCGACUGCCUCUUCCUCCUCGUCCUCCUCCUACCGGUUGCGUCUCCUUGUCCGCCAGAUCCGGUGGUCCCUCGAAACGGGCAACAUCGAUAGGACCAUCGAUCUUCUCCGUCAACAUGCUCCUGCAGUCCUCGAGGACCAUCGCCUCCUGUUCCGUCUCCAGAAACAGGUGAUCGAAUUCUGUCCUCUAUAUUUAUAUCCUUCAUUUGUCGAUCCUCUCUUUCUCUGAACUGGUACGCUGGCGAUUUCAGAUGCUUAUUGUUUUCCAUUUCGCUUUAGAAAUUCAUCGAGCUUCUGAGGAAAGGGACAGCUGGCGCUCGUCAAUCUGCGAUUGAGUGUUUGCGGAAGGCACUCGCUCCGUGCGCUCUUGACGCUUACCCGGUAGGUUGUUUGCUACGCUCUUCUCUCAAGAUGAAAAUAAAUGAACUUGCUUUUGGUUUAGAUAAGUCAUCUUUUAAAAAUUUUACGCUUAUGCCCGGUUUUUAAUAGGUAAUUUCCAUUGCCUGCAGGUUAGAGCUGCUGCCUUGUAAUGAUAACAUUCUAGUUUUAGGCUUCAUGUUUUGAGCAUGCAAAAUAUCCUUUAGCUUGUUCGUAUCUUUAUUUGCGGAGGAGAUUUGUACAUAUUUCAUAGACUUUCAGGAGACGAGGUGCACGCACUUUAUUUCCAAAUAACUUUUCUUUCCUGAUUUUUUUGUUAGGUUUUUUGUUGACAGAAUAGUUCUAAGAUUUUUAGCGAAUAACGUCCAACUUUAUGGAGGGAAAAUAAUUUAAGCAUAAAUUAAGCUUAUACGAUCAUAUCCCUAACGUCAAUUUAAUGAGGUACACUGACCAAAGUGGAGGGGGGCUUAAUAAAUAUGUUAACUUCUGUUUUGACUUACUGUUCUUCAAGAUAUCCCCUUUAUCAUAUUAUCUCAUUGUUGUGUCUUAUUUGUGUGAGUUGAAUGGUUACAUUUCACAACAUGUCCGAAGCUUUUGCCAGACAUUGAAAAGUAGUCUAUAUAGGACUUGUUAUUCGCCCAUCAGUGUGAAAGACCUGAUGUGUGACAGCUGUUUACACUCUGUCUAUUCGCUCACAUAUGAUAGUUUUCUUUAUUACUGAAUUUUCAUGUGUGAAAGCUGUUUACACUCUGUAUAUAUUUGAUUUCAAAGCCCUGGUUUUUUUCGCUUGUAUCUAAGUAAAAUAUUUAAUGGAAUCAUCAAUAGUUGCUAUUAUCAUGCUUGCUUAUGAUGCAAACCGGAAAUCUCAGGGUUCUUUCUUUCUCGUAGAUAUUUUCAAGUAUAAGGUUAUUUUUUCAUGAAGUACUUCAUGAAGUUUCCCUCAAUCAUUUUUAGUCUCUUUUCUUUUCUGCAUCGCAGACAUGGAUUGGUAGUGUAUACUUAUAGAAGGUGGAAAAGAAUGAUGGCUUCCUCAACAUUCUUCUCUGUGCGCCAUUUCAAAUGAGUAGAACGGCUAUAUCUUAUGUGUCAAUUAUUUUUUGUAGAGGUGGUAUUCAAAUCUCUACUCUUGAGCAGUAAAAGGCUUAGUGUAAGAGCUUUAACCCUUUUACUGGUGAGACUCAAGCUCACAUCUAUCUGAUUCAUUCUCCUUGAAAGGGGAAGUAAGAUAAACGUGUAGUAAAGAUAGCAGAAGGGGAGGAUGUUGGUGCUGGCCUCUGCCUCCACUUGCAGCCCUGCGGUUAGACAAAGCAGGCCUUGAGUGGUACUAGCUCCUAUUCAUUUAUCGAUAUGUUUUUCAACUGUAGUACGAAUUCACUGUGCUCUUUUCUACUUUAAUUCACAGAAGUAACUGCAGUGCACAUGUAUGCCUGGUGUGAUGCAUUUCAGAGUGCGUAACAUGUGGGAAACUCGCAACCAAUCAGUUUUUUUCCUAUCCAGAUUGGAAUUUUCUCAGAAGGUAUCAAAAAAGAAUGGAACAUAAUGACAUCAAUUCGUACAGAACAGUAUAAAGGUUCUCGGUUUAAUUAAGCAUUGUACCUAUGCGAGAGGGACAGAGUUAGAGGGGAAAAACUGCACAUCUGACUUGGUAACUUUAAUCAAAAAUCACCUUGUCUAUGUCGUUACCUUCAAUGAGAAAAUGGGUCAGAAAGCUUGUCCACUGGUUAGUGAUCUCAUCGAUUAUUCUAUUAUCUGAUCCUUCAAGUUGUAGUUUCCUAUCAUAAAUCAUAGGGUGAUGCCUAUUAUUCGUAAGAGAUUAUCAACUGUAUGAGGUGACUAUUUACCCCACUCAAGGUUUUGGGCUAUCUGAGUUGGAAUGAGUAAAUUACUAUUUCCAGUGUUGGAAUGUACAUUUGUGUAAAAAAUAUCUGUGAUUUUUCCGAAUACAUCUCAUGGAUUUGCUAAAGCAAUGACAGAAGAUAGGAAAAAGGCAUACGAAGCCUUCUAGGAAUUUUUGAAGCUCUCUAUUAUCAUCCUGGCGACACUGGAGAAGCCUGGUUAGUUGAAUGUAAUGAUACUUUACUUGUAUUAUGUACUCCAUUUUCUAUCUAUAUUCAUGGAAUACCUUUUCUUGAGUCAAAAAAGUUCCAAACUCUUCCUUUUUCAUGUUUGAACACUAGCCUUCUGAUCACCUUCUGAAAGCUUGUGCUGCUCUUUGAUGGAUGAUUGCACAUUUUUAGCAUCUUUUCAUUAUGCUUGCUUAGGAAGAUGCCCGUUUGAUUAAUCCAUAUCUGCUCAAUGAAAAGAUUCCUUCUGAGCGUUUUCCUGGUAGACGUGUUGACUAAAUGAAAACGGAACUCAAUUUAUGUUCUUAUUUGGUGCUAUGAAAAAUUACGGUUUAUUUAGCUAGCUCGUGCCAGCAUUUUUUAAUUAAAGUCGCAGAUGCUUUCUUUUUAUCAUUUGUGAACUCUGACACGUUUUAUUUUAAUAUGAAGGAAGCUUAUGAGGAGUUUAAGCAUGCUCUUCUCGCUCUUAUAUAUGAUAAAGAAGAUGAGAACUCUCCUGUGGCAAAUGAGGUAAUUUGUGUUGCAUUAUUUAUUUUGACUAUGUUACAAAUCCAACAUCUUCACUGCUCUGCUAUGUUCCAAUAAUGUUCGAUGGAGAUCCCAAAAGACGAGUGAUUAAUCGUACUGAAACCUUUACUGUAUCGUUAGUAAUGAUAUGUGCAAACCAUUAUUAGAGAAUUUUCUGAAGGACUAACCUUAGCACCUCAAAACUAUUAAUUGUCAGAAUUAUUGUUUUCUGAGCACCAGCUUGACAAGCAUGGACGAUCAGUAGCAUUCUGUUGUGCCUGUGCCUUAACAGUUGAAAAUGUCUUUUAUAUCCAUAAUGAUGUAUGUGAACAGCCAUUUGUGUAGCUGGAAAGAAGAUGAGUACGAGUUUGCAUCUGGCUUAACAUAAUGGAAAAUUGAGUCUAUCUGUGGGAUUAUUCCUUUUUAUUGGAUAUUUUAUUUUUUGGCCACAAUAUCUUCCCAUUUCAAGUGCACUUCACACACCAUUUUCAAUUGAUCUCUUUAAUAAAGACAAAUAUACAUAUCAGUUUCUGUGAAGAACUGCAAGGUGUGGAAUUGAUCAGGUGUGUCUAGUAGAUGAAGGACGAACGUUGGAACUCUUCAUUGUGGGAUUUACCAGAGCAUCUCACCUUGUCAUUUAAGUAGUAAGGUGAUGGGGAAUGGGCCAUUCCCUUGGUCAUCCUAAAAUCUCUGCUUCUAUUUCAAAAAAAUGUGGGGAUACUUUCAACCAAAUGGUUUACAGUCAAAUUUGAUGAAAGAUUGUUUGUUUCUUUGACUAAUGCUUUUACAUUGUGAUGUUGGUUACUUCACUUUAUAGAGCAGUCGUUUCGUGGCACAAGUGGGUUCUAACAUUAGUCCCAUUUUUUUGUUUUAGUGGUCAGAGAAGAGGAGGUUUGACACAGCAGGAUUGCUUUCAUCUAUUUUAAGAGCACAUCUGCAUUCCUAUGACCCAGUCUUUUCAAUGACAUUGAGAUACCUGAUAAGGUGCGAAUUACCAAUUUUGACUUGCAUACAAGUAUGAUAUAUUAUUCAUGUUCUUUCAUUUUAAUACUUCUUCAUUAUUAUUAUUAUUAUUUUUUGUCUUCUUGGAAAACUGCAGCAUUCACAAGGUUUACUGCUUUCGUCAAGGAAUUCAAUCUCCUAUUUCUGAUCUUACCCAGAGGCUUCUCUUUGAAGAUCGUGAUCCUCCAGGAAUACCCCAAGAAAAUUUGUAUGAGGCGCCACCGUUUGAUGAGGUAUUCUUAAUCUGUGUAUAUUUGGUUGAAUGUCUCCUAGUAGGUAUGAUUGUUACUUGGGAAUUAUCAGGUUGAUAUACAAGCCCUUGCCCAUGCAGUAGAAUUAACAAGACAGGGGGCAAUUGACAGCCUGAAAUUCGCCAAAGGCAAUCUGUACCAAGCAUUUCAGGUAAUUAUCUAUUCCGUUCAUCUAAUCAAUUGUUUUUCUCAGUGACAGUAUGAAAUGAGAAUAUGCUGCACCAUACUUGCGGUCCAUCUACUGUAUGCCUGUGUAUGAACUCAACCUUGAUAGGGAUUACUGGCAGUCUUUAUGAUAAUGUAUCUUUACCAACGUAAACUAUCUGCAUUCCACAUGCUGAUAAUUGAUGUUGACACUUCUAUUAAAUUUUCCUGUGGUUUGUGGCAAAGGAUAUGAAAUUUGAAUGUAAUAUUCCCAAAAGAAAGAAAAAAGAAAGUCAUUUUUGUUGGGUUUCCAUUACAAGUCCUUCGUUCAAUGGACAGGAAAGGGAAAUCAUUACGUUUCUUUUUCUGGGUUUACCGAAAAUGAACUAGAAGACAAAUGACUGUAAUGUCAUGGUUGUCUGAGUACCUGAUUGUGAUUAGGUUUGAUGUCUAUGACUGCUAUCCUUUUUUCUGGAGGAGUUUCCAACCUUGUAAUAGGAUGCCUAUCCUUCUUAGACAUAUUGUGCUCAAUUGUUUUGAAAUUGGAGAGUCCAACCUACUUUGAGGUAAUAGUUACAUCAUGUAAUGAUAAGGAAAACAAAGAAUGCAUGUACUAAUUGUCAAAACUUCUUAUCUUACAAGGUUGAGCUGGUAAACUACUGUCUAAGAGAAGAGCAGAAAUCAGAAGCUUAAAAGUGGCAAAAGAACUUAAAUGAAAUAAAUGCCGUAUUAAGUUCUGAUUUGACGCACUUCCAAAGUGAGGACUCAUAAUUUGAAUAUCAACAUCCUUGUCUGCUAAAUGGAUGAUUUGAUUUACUGUCUUGUUUGCCUUCCUUUUCCCUUGUUUUUAUGUGGGACUUGUUAUUUCAACUAGGUAUUUUCAUGUAUGUUUGUAAUGGAUUUUAUCUCGAAAACAUGCCAAAAUUAUGCCAUCUAACAAAAUUAUUCAUUCUGUUACUAUCCAUUCUUUCAGUUCUAACCACAAAGAAAUAAUUUAGCUACUCUAAAUGCCAUUGUUUUCAAUGAAGGGUUCUGUUUAACUCUCCUCCAUGUCUCCCAAUUUCACCAGAAUGAACUUUGCCGGAUGAACCUGGAUAUCGCCAUGCUAGAUGAGCUUGUUCGUGAAUAUUGCAUUUAUAGGGGACUAGUGGAUGGUAUUUAUUGUCAUCAUCAGUUGGCAUUGUAUUACAGAUAUACAUUUUUUCUAUCACUCCACUGAUCUUCGUCUUUUCUGUUUUGUUACUAGAGGCUCAGAUAUCUGGGCAUUGUCCAAGAUCUAGCUACCUUCUUAGUGGACAGAGUGCCUCAAGAGAUUGUUCAUCUCUGAUUGUCGACAAUGCAACUGGUAUACUUUCUGAUGGUGAAGCCUCUGGUAAUAUUAUGAAUUCAAGGGAAGGUUCUCAUGUAGUUGAUAUCAGUGCUCCAAGUGGGCAAGGUACUGAAGUAGAGCUGAGAUUCUUACCCGAUCCUAUGGACUACAAUGAAGCUUGCAGCACGAGCAAUGUGAAUCAGUCAGUUAGCAGCUUUAGAAGGUUUAGAAAGAUCAGAAGUCGUGGAGUGGGACAACGUAGCAGACAUAAGAGAUGGAAAGGACGUCUAGAAGUGCUGGAAAAUUUUCCUGAUGUCCCCUUAGUAGCAACUAAAGAACCUUAUGAAACUAAUAAAUCUAUGGUGGAGGAAGAACAGGUAUUCUCAUAGUGAUACUGAUAGUAUUCACAUUUCUGCUGGAUCUUUCCUUAAGUGUUCAUUACGCUAUUCUUAAUGACCUCCAGGUGUCUCUUAUCCAUUCUUCUGUAGAGCAUGCUGAUGACAAGGAGCAUAAGUAUGAAAUAAUUUUGGAACUAAGGGAACUAGCUAGUAAGGGGAUGUGUGCUGAAGUUGUGGAUGAAAUAACUGCCAUGGAUCCUGACUUCUUCUUGCAUAAUCCUAUCCUAUUAUUUCAGCUUAAACAGGUGAUUCCGUAUCUGAUGAAUGUAAUAAUGUUGUAUUGAACUGCAUUAUAGUUUUUGAUAUUCUUGUUGUUCACUUCUUUUCAGGCUGAGUUUCUCAAAUAUGUUAGUGAUGGUGAUCACUCAAGAGCCUUAGGGGUUGCAUGCUCUUAUUUAGGACCAUUGGCAUCCAAAACUUCUGAAUUGCUGAAACCUUUGAAAGAGACUCUUUUUACUUUACUUAAGCCUAAUGAAGAUGCAAUGUCCAAAUGCGUACCAUUUCCUACCCUUGCAGCAUCUCUACAGGUAAGGUCAUCUCAUAUGUUGACGUAUGCUGUAAACUGAUGUAUUUUUUUUGGCAUUACCUAUGGAUGAUGAACAUGUAACGAGUUUCUUUUUCGCCAGCUAAAAUUCCUAUUCGCACAUUGUAGCACUCAAUCCUUAACUCAGUCCUCUGUUUGCUUAGUACAUCAUUAACAUCAUUAAUUUUUUCAUGAGGUUGUAUCAUCUGAUUUUCUUAAGUUAAUCCUCCUGAUUGUUUUUCUGAAGCAAAUUAAACUGAAGAUAUAUUUUUCGUAAAAUAAGUGGAAAUUUAAUUUACAUUACCAUUCUCUCAUUGCUUGUUGCAAAUUUUCAGAAUAUAAACAGACCUGUCUAUUGUAUAUUAAUACGUGGAUAUUUCUUCUUAUUCUUCUAUGAGGCAUACCAGUCAUUUAAGCUCAAGUUCAAAUUCUUUUAGGUUGCACUGGGAGAGAGGUUCGGCAUUGAAGAGCCACAGUUGAUGAAGAUCAUGAGGGCAACACUCCAUUCACACAAUGAAUGGUUUAGGCUUCAGAUGUGCAGUGAUCGUUUUGAAGGGUUUCUAAAGAUUGAUUGUUUGAAGAACGUUGAUUCUUUCUUCAGCCAUCUAACAUCAAAAUUUGAUACUGAAAAUUGUACAGUUGGAUCUCAAUUUUCGGUAUCAUCUAGCAACAAGAUGGUAGACGAUGGUAGCAGCCCAGUUUCUGUUUCAUCUGACAAUGUUAUAUGCACUGAAAAUGCGAUUCUGAAGGUUAUGGUAAGUUGCUGAAUACAUCUGUUCUAUAGGUCUUAAGUUCUAACCAUUUUAAUUUCAGUCAAUGAGAUUCUCUGCUCAAUAUUUUGUCACUCUAUUCUUCAAUUUCAUGCUUGUUAGGAAUAACUAGAUGUAAAUGUCGGUUCAUCUGCCUUUUGGUUUACUGGUGAAGCUUUAAAUCAACUGUUUCCGAUGUGGAAUAUGCAUCUCGAGAACGGACAUUAAUUAACCAUAUGAAGUUUAUAUCUACUAUUAAAAGAAGUGACCCUGUUUGAUGUCCUUUCCCUACCGCUGAUCACCUAUCAUGGCGGAAUAGGAGCGAAGCAUCUCAGAUAUAGAACUGAUGGGCCCCGGAACUGGGGCCAAGUUGUUUGGAAUGAAACCUUCGUAAAGUAUCAGAAGCGAUGGAAAAAAGAGAGGGAGUCAAGGAAGCAGAGCCUAGAAUGUUAGCUUUUUGGAACCCCCACCCAAUUUGGGCGACAGACUCGUAGCCCUCAAACCUCUCCAGAGUUCUUUUGUGAAUCAGAUUUCAGGUUUUUGUCCUAACUGACACUGUGGGAACUCAAGGAUGUAAACUCACAUCUUCACUAACCUGUUUUUGUUUCUUUAUGGAGACUGUAAAACUGUGAGAAAGUGGAUCAUUGCUAAAUCUGGGAUAUGAUGAGUGUCUAAUCUGAAAAGAUAACGAUUUUGGCGAGAUGGUUCGUUAGCUAAAUUUAAGUUCGAUGAUUGGUUUCAUUUCCAUCUUUGGUGGCUAGUGUCAGCAAAAGUCUGGAUAGAUGUCAGUCAUCUGUAGUGAUUACAGUGGGGCGUAUUCGCCACACUCCAAAAGAGGGUAUUCUCUGGAAGUCUUAAAUGAGGUUUAUCUCCCCAGCAGAUUAAAAAAGAGUGGCCAAGAGAAAGUGGGAUGCAGAGUUUUAUCUUAGGAGCCCUGUUUCUUUCAUUUAUGUGAUCCAGUCUCUAGAUACCUGGUAAUCUUGUCUUUUGAGGAAUUUCGAAGCAUUCCCACUCCGUGUGCUCUUUUGUGGGUUCCUGUGCAUACAGGAAGGAACGGUCAGUGACAUUCUCCAUUUAAACAAUCUGCUUCAAGGACGUCCACCAGAAAUGCUAGACUUCAUCUAGUUAGCGACAUCAUUUUUCAUAAUCUCAGGCUCUUCAUAUCAGAUUUUCCUGAUAUUGUGCUUCUCUGGAUUUCAUGACAUUAUAUUUAUUUUGCUAAAUUCGAUUCCUUUGUUCUUGGUUACUUCAUGUGAUCUAGUGCCGCGUUUUUGGAACUAUAUUUUAAACUAGGAAUGUGUUGUGUACUUACAUUCUAUAUACCUGUGACCUAUGCAGGAAUUCCUUGCGUUGCCAAGAGCUGAUGCAAUCCAUCUCCUUAUGCAGUAUAAUGGGAAUGCGGAGACCGUUAUUCAGCAAAUAUUUCAAUAA
Molecule: messenger RNA, 8868 nt
Organism: Spirodela intermedia
Lineage: Eukaryota; Viridiplantae; Streptophyta; Magnoliopsida; Alismatales; Araceae
Source: the annotation of a GenBank genome assembly